AUGCAAGAAUUUUUUCAUAUGCAUCAAGAAGAAAACCAAUCUGUCAUAUCAUUUUAUGAAAAUGUCAUCCGCAAAUACAGAAAAUCUCGACACUUUAUUACUGAACAACAAGUUAUCACGGUAUUACAAAAUGAUGUUAAAAAAUCAUUAAAGGAACAUUUAAUUCGUAAUCAAAAAGAAAUUAAAAAACCAGAACAAUGGUUGCAAUUUGCAAGAGAAGAAGAAUAUACAGGAUCCAGUUUUUCACGAGCAUUAAUUUGGUAUAUAGCACUCUUUGAUAUCACUUAUACUUUAAGUUCUAGAGGGGGGCGUAAUGGUUAUGUAACACCCUGUAUACAAAAACGAAUUCAACAAAAAAUUAAUGUUCCACAUCACGAAUCAAAGAAUUCACCAUUUUUUGAACGUACACUACCAACUGCAACAAUUCAACCAACGUCAACGAAUAUUCAUUUAUCAAGUCAACAGCCAUUUACAUCACGUUAUUACUAUAAACAAUCAACAUCAACAAAUAAUCGAACAUAUCCAACACAAAAUAAUUAUACGAAUUUUAAACACAAUCAAAAAAAUCAUCCAAAAAAGGAAGCACAGCGAUUAACUCCAUGUUUAAUUUGUAACAAAACGAAUCACCCAACAAUUAAAUGUUUUUAUAAAAAAGACAACGGCUGUUUUAAAUGUGGACAAUCAAAUCAUCAAAUACGUGAUUAUCCUCAACAACAUUUUUUCGAAUAA
Messenger RNA from Rotaria sordida, 729 nucleotides. The record is from the annotation of a GenBank genome assembly. NCBI's taxonomy places the organism in Eukaryota, Metazoa, Rotifera, Eurotatoria, Philodinida, Philodinidae.